This is a messenger RNA of Carassius auratus (goldfish), 3157 nucleotides long. Its product is annotated as protein JTB-like. The record is from RefSeq and is a predicted model, not a curated record. NCBI's taxonomy places the organism in Eukaryota, Metazoa, Chordata, Actinopteri, Cypriniformes, Cyprinidae. The transcript has 6 exons. Gene Ontology annotation, cellular component: midbody; spindle; cytoplasm. Gene Ontology annotation, biological process: mitotic cytokinesis. Bases 283 to 756 code for a protein of 157 amino acids.
UCGCGUGUGACGCAAUCCGCUCUCCGUUUCAGUAUGGCACGUAGGCCCUCGUCUAGAGAUCUGUGUAAAUAAAGACGGUUUAUACGGUGUUUUCAGAACUAACAGGCGUGUGUAUGUGUAGUGAUCGACGAUCGCUGGUCGUUAGGUGUUUCUGAGAUCUUCUCGUGGGAAUGUCCGGAGAGAUAGUGUGAUUUCGGAUACUUUUGAUGUUUUACUGAUCUCAGGAAGAAAAUGUGUGCUAUGAACCAGCAGUGAACGUUAGUUGUGUUACUUUAUAAACGCAUGUGCACCAGAGCGAUGGAGAGUGACUGUAGGAUCCCUAUGGCAUGUCUGAGACCCCGGAUACUGGCCCUGCAUGCUUUAUUCUGGGGCUUAGUGUCCCUAAGAGUGUUUGGAGCAGCACUUCUUAGUGACGAGAAGGCAGCAGUUGCAGUGACAAAGGCAGUGACAGCACCAUGUUGGCAGCUGGAGGAGUUUGUGGUGGCUAAAGAGUGCAGUGCAUGUGAAGGCUUGCAAUCGAAAACUAUACCAGCCUGCAGCCUAACAGGAUUUGUAGAAAAGAUCAACUGCACGAAGUCUAACAAAGAUGAAUACAAGAGCUGUCGCUCUACCAAAAUGGAGGAGCAUCUCUUUUGGAAAUUUGAGGGUGUUAUGCUGGCUCUCACUGUUGUCUUUGCAAUAAUGGUUGUUGCUAGGCAACGCUCACUUGACCGCCAAGCCUCAGACAAGGUUCGACGUCAGAUCGAGUCUAUUUAGUAGUCUGGACUGUACUAAAAGUGAAUUGGCCUGUGGCAUGGUGUCAUAAACUCUCAGCAAAUGGCAUAACCCCACAGUCCAUGACGGCUUCCAGACUUUAUCUCUGGUUUAAUCUUACUGGACGCACAAAGACAAAGCUCUGAAUGGGCACAAUGUGCUCUUUCCUUCCAGACUGACAUUACUUGUGGAUGCUGCUUCUGUGUAGGAUUUGACUUACUAGAUGUGAAUCUCAAGAUCAUCCCAUCAACUCAACAAAAAUUAUGCAAGACAGGAUUCUAGUCCCUAUUUUGUAACAGAAGAUGUAAAGCUCUGCAUAUACCUGUUCUUUCAAACGCUGUGAAGGUGGUGUGUGUAGAACAAAACAUGGGUGUGUUGCAUGUUUUCAAUAAUCCAAAAGCACAUCAAGUAUUUUUUCAAGCUUAGAAUGAAAGACAUAAUUUUUUUCAUUAGGAUGGGUUUAUGUUAGUGUGAGUUAAAGUGAAUAUCAAAAGUUGGGGGUUUGUUCCUUUGGCUCCAUUCAUUUUAGUACAUGAAAUCACAGAUGUCUUUUUCCUGUUUUUCUCCGAACUGACACACUCCUUCAUACAUUAACAUUGACGUUUCAUCCAGGAACAUUACAUUUUCUCUGAGGAUCACUUAUAAUGUAAGUGUGAUUUUACAUUAUCAAAAAAAGAAAAACAUAAUUUAGAAGUAAUAGACUAUUUCCUUUACUGCUUUUGAGCCUCUCUGCAGAAAGGUCUGUUUUCAUAGGCAGGGCAUAUUCAAGAUGAGCAAGUAAAUGCUCACUGCUGUGAACAGUUUUGCUUAUUAAAAUAAAAAAUGGAAGCUGCUGUGACGUAAUCCGAAAACAACAUGGGUCAUUUGGGUUAACAAAGUAUGAAUACCCAGUAUAAAUAAAACAGUCUGGAACAAGACAAUGCAAUAGUGGCAAAAUCAUGUUUACUCCCUCUUCUGUGCUGUGACAUUACCGUUAGAUCCAUUCUAGUCAGACUCGGUGCUGCAUCAUCAUUUACUUUCAGGCUCUCUGAAAAGCCAGUAUCAUACGGUCUUGUUUAAAAAUGAAUCCGUAGCAAAUUAAAGCAAACAAACAGUGCAUCACUGACGCGAUCUGGAGCUCUUUGCUAAUUUUACCCCGUGUUUACAUCGGAACCAAGCGGCGCAUUGCGACUAUAGACAACAGAACCCAUUAUAUUCUGCAAUUCUGUCUACACUGGUUGUGGCAUGGAUUGACACAAAUCUCUGACAGUAAACUGAUGUCCAGUUCUAUUUCUAACAUACAAGCAUUCGUGCCGCUUUUGACAUGAAAGAGAAAUUGAUUCGCGACAAGACACAACAACGCUCGUGUCUGAUCUAGAUAUGGUUUUAGAUCACAGGGAAGGCAAUUUGAAGACUACUUUUCACAAUUUACAUUACACCGUGACUUGUAAUGUCAUCUGUAUGGUUCUGUUGGAGUAUUUCUGUUGUUGCGUUUCUCUAGUAUUUCCUCUCCUCCUACUACAGGCGUGUAUCAGUGGGCGGUGCUAAACAGGCAGUGAUGUAGAAGUAGGCGUUGAUAUUCGCCUCCAAAGGUGAUGCUUAGCCACAUGAUUACGUCAUAAAGUGGCAUAUUCCAGAACUAACUUGGUUUCAAUAAAAGCUGUUUUUAAACUAAAAAGAACGUUUUGAGUUUACGGGAUGAUUUUUUAUAGUACAUUGACGUGUUAUGUCAAAAGAGAAAUUUAAUUUCUCAGUUCAUGACUCCUUUAAUGGUAAUUUAAUUUAUCUUAAAUGUGCAGUUGCUGUUUGUUAAAUCCUUAUUUUCAGAAGGCUUACAUAUUUUUUGUGUUUUUUGCACAUUCCUUUGAGACUUGUAGUUUUUUUUUUUUUUUCUUUUUUUAUUUAUGGUGUUUACUUUCAGUCUUUGCCCUCCUGAGUGAAAUGAAAUAUUUUAUAUAAAGUUAUGUGAGCAAACGUCUUUGUUAAUAAUUUCAGUCUCAAAAAAUACCAGCUCUGUAUUCAUAUCUGAUUGAUAUAUGCAAAACUGCAUAGUAGUGUAUGUUAAAGCUGCUUGACUUGAAAUUAAGAGGAAAAGAUGUAUUGAAAUCAACACUUUUUAUUUGUUUUUUUUUAUUUACAUUUUUUAAGCACUUCUCAGCAAAAUUCAAUAAUGCAUCUGCUUCUCAUUUAUUGAAGGUGAUAGUGAUAUUUUGUGCCAUCAUCUUCAGAAAGACUUUACUCCCCUGGUUUUGGGUACAAAGGUACAUUUCUAACUGUUCCCUAUAAGUUAAUUUACACUAUGAUUGGUUUGAUGGAAUAAUGCCUUUUUGUUAAAGGUUGAUUGGUGUCUUUAUAUGAAAGAUUAGUGACAUUUCCUGUCCUUUGUUGAUAAUGAACUGAGGAAUAAAUGGGAAAAAUAAAUUGU